AACGCCUAGGGUUUGAGCAAGCACACGAGCCACAAUACCAAUCACACGCCACCAUGAAACGGCCACCACCACGCGACGACGCGGCGGCGGCGGGCAGCAGCGAGGGCGGCGCCCGAGGAGGGUUCAAGAAGGGCAGGGGGAUGUGGGGCGGGAAAAAGCGGAACGAGCAGCGGCUCGGAGGCAAAGGCGGCGCGCUCUCCCUCGCGGCCUUCGCCAACGCCAAGUCCAGGAACACCGGCUACAACCCGGCACUCAUCAAGAAGCAGAAAGAGUUCUACAGGAAUGCUAAAUUGAUAAGCAAGUACAAAAAGUCAAGUAAGCAACAAGACCAGUCAAACCGUCCUCCAUCUUUUCCUAUCCAUGAGGAAGCAGGUGAUGAUGCAAAGGAUGCACCAAGGCCACAUGACAAGAUGAAGAAGCGCACUUCACAAAGCUUGAAUGUAGAGUAUGAGAAGAAACGUGUGGAAGAUGAGAAGGCAAAGAAGGAGCGUGAUGCGAUGAUCCAGGCAAAGAAGGAGGAGCGGGAGAAGUCCGAAGCGAAGCGAAAGGAGCUGAGGGAGAAGAUGUUUAGGAGGACGAGAUCUGGGCAGCCUGUUAUGAAAUACAGAAUUGAGCAUCUCUUGGAGACUGCAAUAGGAAGCUCAAGCAAGUUAAAGAGAAGAGAAAUGCAGAGAAUAUACAUGUUCAUAAAACUGGACCAUUGUUUUGGAUAAUAAUGUGGGUUGAAUGACAGUU
Lolium perenne is the source of this 735-nucleotide messenger RNA. RefSeq lists its product as uncharacterized. Lineage: Eukaryota; Viridiplantae; Streptophyta; Magnoliopsida; Poales; Poaceae. The record is from RefSeq and is a predicted model, not a curated record. Gene Ontology annotation, cellular component: nucleus.